Molecule: messenger RNA, 3233 nt
Organism: Polypterus senegalus (gray bichir)
Lineage: Eukaryota; Metazoa; Chordata; Cladistia; Polypteriformes; Polypteridae
Gene: stx6
Product: syntaxin 6
Exons: 8
Coding region: 185-955 (256 amino acids)
Biological process (GO): intracellular protein transport; Golgi vesicle transport; vesicle fusion
Cellular component (GO): synaptic vesicle membrane; endomembrane system; SNARE complex
Molecular function (GO): SNARE binding; SNAP receptor activity
Source: RefSeq, a predicted model, not a curated record
CCCUUGACCCGGAAGUGAAGUUUACCGUGGGACUCGAAGCUUUUGAGGCUGGUAGUCUUGUGUGGUAAUCCGGGCAGGAAGCGCUCGUCCACGGAUUAAGAGCAUCAGUGAGUGAAGCGGGACUAGCGGACUGCGCUGGAGUAUGAGGGAGCCGCGGCUGUGAGCAAGGCACCGGACUCGCAGCAUGUCAAUGGAGGACCCGUUCUUUGUGGUGAAAGGGGAGGUGCAGAAGGCUGUGAACACUGCACAGGGUCUGUUCCAAAGAUGGAGCGAACUACUGCAAGAUCCCACCGGAGCUACCAAGGAGGAGGUGGACUGGACAACCAACGAGCUGCGCAACAGCCUGCGCAGCAUCGAGUGGGACCUCGAGGAUCUGGAUGAGACUAUCAGCAUUGUCGAAUCAAAUCCUAAGAAGUUCAACUUGGAUGCUAAGGAGUUAAGCAAGAGGAAAGCUUUCAUUACUAGCACUAGGCAAACUGUGAAGGAAAUGAAGGACCAAAUGUCUAGUCCAAUGGCACAAGCAAUGUCCGACCGUAAAAACAGACAGGCCCUGCUGGGAGAUGGAGGGAUUCAAGGGAAGAGCUGGAACUCUGGAGGGGAUAAAUACAUGCGACUAGACCGGGAGCUGCAGUCUGCCAAUUCACAAUUCAUUGAAGACCAGCAGUCGCAGCAGCAGCUGAUUAUGGAGCAACAGGAUGACCAGCUGGAGCUGGUGUCGGGUAGCAUCGGGGUGCUGAAGAACAUGUCGCAGAGGAUUGGCCAGGAGCUGGAUGAGCAGGCAGUGAUGCUUGAUGACUUUUCACAUGACAUGGACAGCACACAGUCCCGCUUGGAUAACGUCAUGAAAAAGCUGGCAAAGGUCUCUCACAUGACGAGCGAUCGACGCCAGUGGUGUGCUAUCGGCAUACUUCUCACUAUCCUGUUGGUGGUGUUGAUUCUCUUCUUUUUUCUUUAAUGGACAGACAGGACUGGGUGUAGGGGAAGGUCUGGUCUUCCAGAGCGUUUUGGAGUCCGGCAGGAGGAUAAAGCGAGGGGAUUGUCCUUCACUGAGCAGCCACUUUCAUAAUCCAGAAACAUUUAUGUCCUUGACAUUGUGUGUGUGUGUGAAUGUGUGUGUUUAUUUCCCAGUGACUAAGCACAUGUCAGACUUCGUCUCCAACCCUGACGCUGCAUUUUAUGUUUCACAAAAUGACUGAAGUUACCUGAACAAUAUUUCAGCAGCUUUAUGGUUGGGGGUGAAAGUCUGAAAUAUUUUACCUUACAGCUUAUUCAGGGAUGCACUCCAUCAUAUUUGUUUGUUGACCCAACCUCAGUAUUUUUUUUUUUUUUUAAUUUGGAUCCUAGUUGUCCAGAACCUUUAGGGGCUUUGGAGGGCAGGGACUGGGCUGAAGUGUGUUACCCAGUAUUACUUUGUCUGAUAUGUGACACUUUCUAGGAGGUCUUCAACUCCUUUUGUUAUGACUGUAAAUCAUGUUCAGACACAGUUAAUGCUAAUUACCAUGAACCUAAGGGUUUACUUUGAAAUGCCUACGUUAAGGGCAUCUGCUUUUGUGAGACCAGAAUUCACCAAGCUUGGUAAUAUGGGACAGUGAGUGGGAAUCGGUUUGUUCCGACAGGCUUAAGGUCCAUUUGGCGUGGCCUGUCUUAUUGUCUGGGUUCCACAAUACCCAAGUUUGACGUUUGCAGAUCUGUGACUGAUGCGGCCCCCUCAACCCAGAGUGAGAGGGGUGCUGCGACGAUGCAUGCUUUUGUGUAUCUUGACAGCACAGGACAGGCACUCUUGUUAGUACAGAGAGGGAUUCCUUGCAGCAGAGACAAAGCAGCAUGAAGUAGUGCUUUAAACUUUAUUUGCAAUGUGACACUUUUUUAGUUUUUUUUCCCUUUCCUUAGAGGAGUGUGGGUAAACUUCUACACUUGUGUUUUUUUGUUUUUUUUUUAUCAUCAUUGUUCCCUUUCCCCAUCUUCUUUUUUAGGAGUACGUUUUGAGCAGCCACUAACUUGUCAUUAAAGCACGUAUUCAGGCUGGCCUUAUUUGCUCUCGUCCAGCCUAUAAAUGCCAUUAAUUGGAGUGCAGGGAUUUUGGGAACACUAACUGGCCCAUGCCACACAUUUUUAAAAAGGCCACCCCGUAGUUUCCUUCAUUUUUUUUGAAAUUCCGCUAUCUACGUAACUCCUGAAUAGGUCCUCCACGUUCCCUUCAGAUGGCAUUAGUAGGGGCGCUGCUUUAUUUCACUUUGCACACAAGUGCUCAUUAUGCGGUUUAUUCUCCGACAUGGUUUCCAGCCUGCUCGCCCCAGAUCACCAUAGGUGGUAGACAGCAAGGUUGUGUGCACACCGAGUGUGCUUUCACGUAUGUGACCGGCAGCCCUGAAUUAGGGGGGUUGGUGGCAUGGUUUAUUGCCAUUUAGCGGUCUUCCUGGCGAAUGCAGGCUUUCCAGCACUUCCUGCUCCUCGCUUGUCUGCUGGCACAGGAGCAGAGGCCGUUUUUCUCCGGUGUGCAUAAUGAAUUGAACAUCCGCGAGCCGGCCGGCUGGCAGUUUCCCCAGGGUUUGAUUAAGACUCUGCAGGCUUAUCUGUGUUGGCAGGCUGACAUACAGAAGCCUGACGAUUGGCAUUUCAUGUGCCAGUUUCUUCUGGCUUACCAAGUUUAUUUUGUUCUUUUUUUUUUUGUGUGUUGCAGUGGUGUGGUAUCUCCCGCCAUGCUCCUUGUUUUAACUUUUUUUCUUUUAAUGUACACACGUCUAUCAGAGCAGCAUGUUUUUAGCCGCCUUGUGAUGUUUUCCACUAUUCUGUUGUGUCACGUGUUUAAGAUAGGACCUUACACGUCACGUGGCUGGAGUGGGCCAGCCCAGAGCCCUGGUGACAGAAGAAUAAUCCUGGCGCCCGGUGUGUUGUUUGGUGGCCUUAAGCGUUCAGACUUAAGUUUUUGACCGGACUGCACUUGACAAUUAAAUGGUGGUCUUGUGCUAAGUGUCUAAAGAGCCAAAAUUGGCAUUACUAAAGAGUGAAGCGAUGCUUAUGCUAAAACUACUGUUUUUCAGUUUUGGUGACUUGAAUAUGUUCAUGCCCCGAAUGUAUCCUGAUCAUCUGAUUGUUUUGCACUGCUGGUCCGUAACACUUCUAACCAUGUGAUUCUGUGGCUGAACUGAACGUCGAGGCAAAAAAAUAAAUAAAUCCAAAGUGUUUGUCACUUGGCUCUGUGUAUCUGAAUAAAGAAAGCUUACAUCAUCCUG